CUCCAACCGCCACACUCACCUAACCCCUCCGAUCCCAUCAAACCCUAAUCCCCCACCUCCAUGAAACGAACCUCCAACAACCAGUCCCAAUGGCUCGUCAUCCUAACCGCAACCUCCGCCCUCCUCCUCCUCGCCCUCCUCGCAUUAACCCUAACACACGCCAAGCACUCCUCCUCCGCCGCCGACUACGAUCACCGCCGAUUCGCUAAUCCCGACCACAAUUUCAUCGACGGCGACAACAGCUACGGCCUCGAGCUCCCGCGCCUCCCGAGAUUCGCGUACCUGCUCACCGGUUCCAAAGGCGAAGGCCCGCAGCUGAAGCGGCUGCUCCAGGCGGCGUACCACCCGAGGAAUCACUACUUGCUCCACCUCGAUCUAGAAGCUUCCGACGCCGAGAGGCUUGACCUGGCUAAGUAUGUGAAGUCGGAGAGUGUGAUGCACGCGUUUCGGAAUGCGAUGGUGGUUGGAGCCGCAGAUUUGGUGACCGCGAAAGGUCCGACGGUGAUGGCGGCGACGCUGCACGCGGUUGCUAUUCUGCUGAAGCGGGCUGGGGAUUGGGAUUGGUUUAUUAAUCUCAGUGCUUCGGAUUAUCCACUCAUGUCCCAAGAUGAUUUGUUGCAUAUCUUUUCAUACUUGCCGAGGGAUCUUAACUUCCUGGAGCACACUAGCAAUAUUGGAUGGAAAGAGAAUCAAAGAGCGAGGCCGAUUAUUAUUGAUCCUGGUUUGUACCACAAUAAGAAAUCAGGUGUGUUUUGGGCUAAAGAGAGAAGGUCAAUGCCAGCUUCUUUCAAGUUAUUCAUGGGGUCUACAGGGGUGGUGCUGACAAGAUCAUUUCUUGAAUUCUGUAUUUUGGGAUGGGACAAUCUUCCCCGCACUCUUCUCAUGUACUAUACUAAUUUCCUUCAGUCACCAGAAGGCUACUUCCACACUGUUAUCUGCAACCAUAAGGAUUACCAGAACACAACUGUAAAUCAUGACUUGCAUUACAUAAGGUGGGAUAGCCCUCCAAAGCUAAAUCCAGUAAAUCUAACACUGGAACAUUACAAUGACAUCAUCCAAGCGGGAGCUCCUCUUGCCGGUCCAUUUACAAGGGAUGAUCCAGUUCUCGACAAAAUUGAUAAGGAGCUCUUGGGGAGACCAAGCGGGCAUCUGACACCCGGUGGUUGGUGUUUAGGAAGAGUUGGUAAAGAUAGAUGUUCAGUUUAUGGGAAUCCAGUGGCUGUAAAACCUAGUGUAGUUUCAAAGAGGCUAGAGAAACUCAUUGUGAAACUUCUUGAUUCUGAAAAUUUCAGGUCUAAGCAGUGUAAAUAGUCUUUGUUAUGUCUUGUUGUAUCCCUCUGAUAUCUCGGUUUCUUCAUUUUUUUUCA
Fragaria vesca subsp. vesca is the source of this 1367-nucleotide messenger RNA. RefSeq names its product xylosyltransferase 2-like. NCBI's taxonomy places the organism in Eukaryota, Viridiplantae, Streptophyta, Magnoliopsida, Rosales, Rosaceae. Gene Ontology annotation, cellular component: membrane. Gene Ontology annotation, molecular function: glucuronosyltransferase activity. Bases 61 to 1311 code for a protein of 416 amino acids. The transcript has 4 exons. The record is from RefSeq and is a predicted model, not a curated record.